This is a messenger RNA of Suricata suricatta (meerkat), 1275 nucleotides long. RefSeq names its product motilin receptor (gene MLNR). NCBI's taxonomy places the organism in Eukaryota, Metazoa, Chordata, Mammalia, Carnivora, Herpestidae. Gene Ontology annotation, cellular component: plasma membrane. Gene Ontology annotation, biological process: G protein-coupled receptor signaling pathway. The transcript has 2 exons. The coding region runs from base 1 to 1275 and encodes 424 amino acids. Gene Ontology annotation, molecular function: G protein-coupled peptide receptor activity. The record is from RefSeq and is a predicted model, not a curated record.
AUGGGCAGCGCUUGGAACAGCAGCGACGGCGCGGAGGGCGCGCUGCUGCCGUGCGACGAGCGCCUCUGCUCGCCUUUCCCCUUGGGGGCGCUGGUGCCGGUGACUGCCGUGUGCCUGGGCCUGUUCGCCGUCGGGGUGAGCGGCAACGUGGUGACGGUGCUGCUGAUCGGGCGCUACCGGGACAUGCGGACCACCACCAACCUGUACCUGGGCAGCAUGGCCGUGUCCGACCUGCUCAUCCUGCUCGGGCUCCCGUUCGACCUGUACCGCCUCUGGCGCUCGCGGCCCUGGGUGUUCGGGCAGCUGCUCUGCCGCCUCUCGCUCUACCUGGGCGAGGGCUGCACGUACGCCACGCUGCUGCACAUGACGGCGCUCAGCGUCGAGCGCUACCUCGCCAUCUGCCGCCCGCUCCGUGCCCGCGUCCUGGUCACCCGGCGCCGCGUCUGCGCCCUCAUUGCCGCGCUCUGGGCGGUGGCGCUGCUCUCCGCCGGCCCCUUCUUUUUCCUGGUGGGCGUCGAGCAGGACCCCGACCUCUCCGCGGUUCCAGACAUCAACGGCAGCGCCCCGCUCACGCCCUUGCCCCUCACCUCGCCGCCACCGUCGCUCCCGGGGUCCUCGCGGGCGCCAUCGCUGUCCCCGCCGUCGGGGCCCGAGGCUGCGGCGGCCGCGGCGCUGUUCAGCCGAGAGUGCCGGCCCAGUCCUGCUCAGCUGGACGCGCUGCGCGUGAUGUUGUGGGUCACCACCGCCUACUUCUUCCUGCCCUUUCUGUGCCUCAGUGUCCUCUACGGGCUCAUCGGACGGGAGCUAUGGAGGAGCCGAGAGCCGCUACGAGGCCUGGCCGCCUCCGCGCGCGAGAAGGCCCACCGGCAGACGGUCCGCGUCCUACUGGUGGUGGUUCUGGCAUUUAUAGUUUGCUGGUUGCCUUUCCACGUUGGCAGGAUCAUUUACAUAAAUACGGAGGAUUCUCAGAUGAUGAACUUCUCUCAGUACUUUAACAUUGUUGCUUUGCAACUUUUCUAUCUGAGUGCAUCCAUUAACCCGAUCCUCUACAACCUCAUUUCAAAGAAGUACAGAGCAGCGGCCUGGAAACUGCUGCUGGCUACACAAUCCAGACAGAGAAGUUUCUGCCGAAGCAGGAACACGGAGGGAGGCCGGGGAGGAGACACCGCUGGCUACACGGAGACCAGCGCCAACGUCCAGACGUCGUCAGCCAGCACUGCCAAGCAAGUCACCUUGUCCCACAAUGCUGGGACUUCGGGGAAGACCGGUCUGUAG